This is a messenger RNA of Ceraceosorus guamensis, 240 nucleotides long. RefSeq lists its product as hypothetical. NCBI's taxonomy places the organism in Eukaryota, Fungi, Basidiomycota, Exobasidiomycetes, Ceraceosorales, Ceraceosoraceae. The transcript is spliced from 4 exons. Bases 1 to 240 code for a protein of 79 amino acids. The record is from RefSeq and is a predicted model, not a curated record.
AUGCCGUUCACAUCGCUCAAAACUGCCCCACCUCCCCACUCCAUAGCCGUCGCUUCUUGCCUCUCCUCCAUCACCUCCGCUAUCGCGGGAGCCCUUACCGCCAUCUUUAGCGGCAUCGCUCGAAUCCUGAACAGCAUCGUCAGUGCGAUCGCCACGGCCUUCAUUGCAGUGUUCAACUGCAUCGGAGAUGUGCUCUGCUGCCGCUGCGGUGGUGGUCGUAGAAGGACUCGCAAAGUGUGA